UUCCAAGGUUUGGAUUUACAUGACCAACUCUAUUAUAUUCCAAGUAUUGUUGGGGGCCAAAUUUUUCUAUAAAUACCAGAGCAACUAUAUCAACUCUGCACCCAAAAAAAAAAAAAAAAAAAAAAAAAAAAAAAAGAGAGAGAGAGGAAAAAACCAUCGAGUAGAUAAAAUAUGAAGAAGGGGACUCACUUCAGCACAUUUCAUUAUGUUGCUUUCUUGAUUUUUAUUAUCAUGACUUUUAGCAACACACUAGUUGUUGAAGGUCAGAAAUACAAUGGUCGAAUGAAGGCAAUUUUAACAGUCAAUGACUUUUCAAAGGGUGGUGGUCCAUCAGAAUGUAGUGGUAAAUAUUACCAUAAUUCAAUUCCAAUUGUGGCUUUAUCUACUGGAUGGUACAGUAAAGGGAGAAGAUGUUUCGACAAAAUUACAAUUUAUGCAAAUGGGAAGAGUACAAAAGCCAUGGUAGUUGAUGAAUGUGACACAAGUAGAGGUUGUAAGCAUAACAUUGUUGAUGCUUCUGAAGCUGUGUGGAAAGCUUUGGGUGUUUCUCAACAUGACCCCAAAUAUGGUUUGAUGCACAUCUUCUGGUCUGAUUAAUGAAUUUGAUGUAAUUCUCUUGUUGUCUUGGUAU
Lycium ferocissimum is the source of this 631-nucleotide messenger RNA. RefSeq names its product putative ripening-related protein 2. The coding region runs from base 172 to 597 and encodes 141 amino acids. The transcript has a single exon. Lineage: Eukaryota; Viridiplantae; Streptophyta; Magnoliopsida; Solanales; Solanaceae. The record is from RefSeq and is a predicted model, not a curated record.